UUGAUUCACUAAUGUUUGCGAAUCAUAACAACUUCGCCACUAAAACAAUGUUUAAGAUUAUCGUACUUGUCUCUUGUUUCUUAGUUCUGGCUUCGGCUUACGAAGAUUAUCACAGUUAUCCUAAGUACAAGUUCGAAUAUGGGGUCAAGGAUUCCCAUACCCACGAUCAUAAGAGUCAAUGGGAACAUCGUGAUGGAGAUCAUGUGAAGGGACAAUAUACCCUGGAUGAGGCCGAUGGAACACAUCGUAUUGUUGACUAUAUCUCAGAUCAUAAGGGUGGAUUCCAACCUCACGUUGAGCGCAAGGGACAUGCUCAUCAUCCUCAUCAUGGCGAGAGUUACGCUAACAUCCAUCAGUACUACUGA
Molecule: messenger RNA, 365 nt
Organism: Toxorhynchites rutilus septentrionalis
Lineage: Eukaryota; Metazoa; Arthropoda; Insecta; Diptera; Culicidae
Product: cuticle protein 19-like
Exons: 2
Coding region: 12-365 (117 amino acids)
Cellular component (GO): extracellular matrix
Source: RefSeq, a predicted model, not a curated record